Phycodurus eques (leafy seadragon) is the source of this 3138-nucleotide messenger RNA. It is a transcript of the gene thbs4a, whose product is annotated as thrombospondin 4a. Gene Ontology annotation, cellular component: extracellular region. The record is from RefSeq and is a predicted model, not a curated record. Gene Ontology annotation, biological process: cell adhesion. Gene Ontology annotation, molecular function: calcium ion binding. The transcript has 23 exons. Lineage: Eukaryota; Metazoa; Chordata; Actinopteri; Syngnathiformes; Syngnathidae. The coding region runs from base 122 to 2959 and encodes 945 amino acids.
GCCAAAUAGCCACCUCACCUCUGCUGAGAUUUUGCCUCCACGUCUGCAUUCUCGGCUUUGUCCAUCGCAGGCGAUUCAAACUUUUCAGUUCCAGGAGCGGAUCUUCUUGGGACUGGAGACGAUGGGUGUGUGGCCUGGAGUCUUGGCUCUGUCUCUGGUGCUGCAACAGCUGUCGAUCACUGCUACAGCUCAAGGCAUUGUGUAUGACCUUCUGGUGUCGCCGGACUGCCUGCCAGACUUGCUCCAAGGAAGCUUGAAGAAUCAAGGGCGGGACGAGGCCUUCCUGCUGUCCUCCUUCAAACUCCAAAACAAGGCCCCCACAUCCCUUUACAGCGUCAUUAACCCCAAAGACAACAGCAAGUACCUGGAGCUCAACGUGCAGGCCAAGCUGAGCAAAGUCACUCUGAGGUACCAGAAGGCCGACGGCAGAUACGGCACAACCAGUUUUAACCACGCCUCCCUGGCCGAUGGCAACGACCACCACGUGCUGCUGCACGCAAGCGGUCUGCAACGCGGCCCCGCUCGCCUCAACAUCUAUGUGGACUGCAGGCUGGUGCACACUCUGGAUGACCUGCCAGCUGCCUUCGGGUCCAUCCCACGCGGUCCGAACUCGGUUGCACUUCGGACGCUGCAGGGUGGCGUGACCGACAUGAAACUGGUGCUCGACGACACCAUAGACAACGUGGCGACACUGCAGGACUGCACCCUGGAUCAGAGUGAACCUCUGAAGCUGCUGAGUUUCCAGGCAGGCAGAGGCGUUCAGGAGCAGACCACAAUGCAGGAAUUAAGAAGCAUGCUGGCCGAGAUGAAGGAGAUGCUCAAUCAGCAGAUAAAAGAGACCAACUUUCUGAGGAACACCAUCACAGAGUGUCUUCCUUGUGGUCUGGGUGGAAGUCCAACCAACCCAGGACCACCUCCGGGCCCAGGCCAGUACGUAAUGCCUCCUUCCUGUCCACCUGGAACGUGUUUCCGACAGGACAUGUGCAUUCCCUCUUUAACGGGAGGAUACCAGUGUGCUCCCUGUCCUGAUGGAUAUGGUGGAGACGGGGUUCACUGUGAUGACAUUGACGAGUGCCAAUUCAAUCCAUGCUUUCCUGGUGUAAGGUGUGAGAACACUGCACCCGGGUUCCGGUGUGGCAAAUGUCCUUUGGGAUACGAUGGACCACAAAUAAACGGAGUUGGAGUGUCAUAUGCUCAAUCAAACAAACAGGUGUGCGAGGAUAUAGAUGAGUGCUUGAGCCCGCCUGACAACGGAGGUUGCACUGCCAACUCCCAUUGCUACAACACUAUAGGCUCCUUCCGCUGUGGAGACUGCAAAAAUGGCUUCAGAGGGGACCAGGCGAGCGGCUGCCAGGGCACCAGGCUCUGUCCCAACGGUCAGCCCAACCCAUGCGACGCCAACGCCGAGUGUGUUGUGCAGAGAGACGGCAGUAUUAGCUGUGUGUGUGGUGUUGGUUGGGCAGGCAAUGGCUAUAACUGCGGAAAGGACACUGAUAUUGAUGCGUAUCCUGACGAUAAUCUUAACUGCCCAGGAAACAACUGUAAUAAGGACAACUGUGUGUUUGUUCCAAAUUCUGGCCAGGAGGAUGCCGACAGAGACGGGAUGGGCGACGCCUGUGAUGAGGAUGCAGACAGCGAUGGCAUCAUUAACAUAGACGACAACUGCUGGCUGGUUCCUAAUGUGGACCAGAAGAACAGCGAUAAGGAUCUCCAUGGCGACGCCUGUGACAACUGCAGAACAGUGGAAAAUCCAUCCCAGAGAGACACAGACAACGACGGGCUGGGAGACGACUGUGAUGACGACAUGGACGGGGACAAUUUGAAGAAUGAUGUUGACAAUUGCCCACAAGUGGCUAACUCGGAGCAGAAAGACAAAGACAAUGACGGCGUGGGAGAUGCCUGUGACAGCUGUCCUGACAUGGCUAAUCCCAACCAGUCAGACUCGGACGAUGACCUCGUAGGAGAUACUUGUGAUGACAACAUCGACACUGAUGGAGACGGCCAUCAGAACACAAAAGACAACUGUCCCAAUGUCAUCAACUCCUCUCAGUUGGACACAGACAAGGACGGCAUGGGAGACGAAUGUGAUGACGACGACGACAACGACGGUGUCAAGGACGAUGAGGACAACUGUAGAUUGGUAGCCAACCUAGACCAAAAGGACUCGGAUAACGACAACGUGGGGGACGCGUGCGAAGGCGACUUUGACAAAGACAACGUCAUUGAUGUCGUCGACCACUGCCCAGAAAAUGCAGAGGUCACCCUGACGGAUUUCAGAGCCUAUCAAACCGUGGUCCUGGAUCCGGAAGGGGACUCGCAGAUCGAUCCCAACUGGGUGGUUCUCAACCAGGGGAUGGAGAUAGUCCAGACCAUGAACUCCGACCCCGGCCUCGCUGUAGGCUACACAGCCUUCAGUGGCGUGGACUUUGAGGGAACGUUUCACGUCAACACCGUGACUGACGACGACUACGCCGGCUUCAUCUUCGGUUACCAGGACUCCUCUUCCUUCUACGUGGUCAUGUGGAAACAGACGGAGCAGACCUACUGGCAGGCCGCGCCCUUCCGAGCUGUGGCCGAACCAGGAAUACAACUGAAGGCGGUGAAGUCCAAAACAGGACCUGGUGAGUAUCUGAGAAACUCCCUGUGGCACACCGGAGAUACUCCAGAGCAAGUUCGUCUCCUGUGGAAAGAUCCCAGGAAUGUGGGAUGGAAGGACAAAGUGUCCUACCGCUGGUUUCUCCAGCAUAGACCUCAAGUUGGAUACAUCAGGGCUCGCUUCUUCGAGGGCUCCGAUCUGGUGGCGGACACGGGUGUGAUCCUUGACACCAGCAUGAGAGGAGGAAGGCUGGGCGUCUUCUGCUUCUCCCAGGAAAACAUCAUCUGGUCCAAUCUGAAGUACAGAUGCAAUGACACCAUUCCUGAUGACUAUGACCAGUUCAGUGCCCAAAACAUCAACUGAAGGCUGGGAUAAAUCAUAAAAUCUCACUAGGUGCCAUCAUGUGCUUUAUUUUUUUUAAUUUUUUUAAAGAACCUAAUGAAGUGUGUGUUAACAGGUACUGAAUGUGUUUGCAUUAUCCAGUGCAGUGUUAUCAUCUGAACAUUAUAAUGAAGAUGUAAUAAAAUAAGCGCUCAGUUCGA